UUAGGGAUGUGUAUUUAAAACUUUUCUAAUAGUGUAGAUAUUUACAGUAACGGUAAAAAUAAGGUGGUAAAAGUAAAAAUAUCAAAGUUAAAAGAAUAAAUACGGGUAAAAAGGCAAAAGUGGAAAUAUGAAAAUAUGGUGGAGUUUUUUAUCAUUACCUACUCUAUUCUGACAUUUUUUGUUCUUUCCUUGAAAAUAAAUAGACCUCCAGCCUUUUCAACCUGUAAAUAAAACCUUUCUCUAGUUCUAUUCGGACUUGAGACUUGUUUUUGGCUUUGCCUCUGUGCUUUGGGUGAGUUUUCUGCUUGUGCUCAUCAAACUUUUCUCGUUCGAAUUAUAUAUUCGCAAGAUCAGCUCUAUUACAUUCCAUUUAACGAGUCUCAAGAAACCAAAUUUCCUAUAGAAAUCUUGGGCAAUCUUCAUCAAUGGGGUUUUCACCAUUCUUCCCAAACCCUCUGUUUCCUCCUGUCAAAAACCCUAACAAGCGUAGUGCUUCUCCACCACCAAGUAAGAAGCAAAAGGUAGCUGAUGAUGAGAUCGACACAGAUCAAGAAGGCAUUGAGCAACUCCGCGACGUCGUUUCGGUCAGUGGAGUCGAUCUUGUGGAAGAGCAAGAGCGCAUGCUGUUGCUUUCGGUGCCCAAGAAACGGCAAGCAUCUCGAAAACUUGUGCUUCAAGAAAACCAAGAAGGGCUGGUUUUGCAGAAGAUUCCCUUGCAGAAAAAGUUGGAGGGAAUCAUGGGGAGGUGUGGUUUGAGAAUUGGUGUAGACAAAGAUGUGGAGAGAUGCUUGUCAAUGUGUGUGGUGGAGAGAAUGAGGGGGAUCAUAUGCAAUUUGAUUAGACAGUCGAAUCAGCGGGUUGAUUGCGAAAAAUCGAGACACUACACUGUUUCUACAUCUGAUGUGAAGCAAGAAAUUAUGAUUCUCAACAAGAAAGCUAGGGAAGAGUUGCUGGAAAAGGCUCAGAAGCUUAAUGAAGCUAAGGUUAGCAGUAACGGAUUUGACGGUGUUAAGGAUAAACAUGACGAUGGAGAAGACAAAAUGAGGAGAAGUACAGCAGCAGCAAAUGUUGCUGCCCUUGCUGCUCUUGGAGGACAUGACAUAUUGGCGAAAUGGAAACUUAAGGCGGAUCAGCUAUCCCGAGAGAAGCGUCGAGGUAAAGAUGUAAACCCCAAGGCUACAUCAACUGUUGGAAGAACAAUAGAAGCGGAGAAAAGGGGCGGUGUAGAAGCUAUGGUGUCUGCAGCUGGGAGUGCUGUUGGAAAGUUUGGGAGGAAUUGCCAAGUUAUGAUGAUGCCUCAAACAAAGGUGGCUAGUACUCGUAGUACAUCUGUCAAGGAUGUGAUUGCUGUUCUGGAAAAGGAACCUCAGACGUCCAAGUCUACUUUGAUAUAUUUGCUAAUGAACACUGCAGCCGGUGAAUAAUCUGAAACUGCUAUACACUAUUGUGUAUGAGAGAUUCCUAGAGCUAGGGUAGUCUUUAAACUGUUAAUAUCAGCUCCUCGAUCUUCAUUACCUGCAGAAUGGCUGUUUGGAGUUCCUAGGAUCAAUUUCUUUAAGCAAGAAAAUAUGUCGUAGAUAUUGAGCACACAUAUAAGCUAGGCUUUUUGAUCCUUGGGUAGAUUGAGAACAAGAUUUAAUAGUUUCUGUGCAAACAUUAGUAGGACGAAAGGUGAAGUCGUGUAUUUCGAAUACUUUUUCUUCAAACUAUUGUUAUUGUUGCUUUUUCUUUCCUUUCAGUUUACUAUCCUAUCAAAACAUAUUGACUUUGAAAACCUGAGAUACACCUACAAGCCUCUGUUUGUAGGCGCAAACAAUCUCUACUUUUCUAAUUAAUUGCUAUUCAUACCUUCAGUUUUGCGGUUUUACCAUAUCUCAAGGAGAGAGAGAAGUAAUUUUGGUUGAGGGGGGAUUCAGACCCAAAAAAGCAGAGAACAGAGACAUGAAAAAUUUGGUGAACAUGUUUGUACUUAAUAGGACUCUUGUUUGGAAUAGAUACAUAUUAUUAUACAUAAUAUUAAAGAUGGAUGCACUGUUCAUCCCUGUUCAUCACUGUUUAUAAAGAUGGAUGCACUGUUCAUCACUGUUUAUGUAACAGUGGAAUGACGGUUUUGCCCCCAAGUUUUAACAAAAAUUCCAAUCUGUCUUUUUUUUUUUUUUUUUUUUU
Molecule: messenger RNA, 2166 nt
Organism: Rosa chinensis
Lineage: Eukaryota; Viridiplantae; Streptophyta; Magnoliopsida; Rosales; Rosaceae
Product: transcription initiation factor TFIID subunit 4b-like
Exons: 1
Coding region: 426-1424 (332 amino acids)
Biological process (GO): transcription initiation at RNA polymerase II promoter
Cellular component (GO): transcription factor TFIID complex
Molecular function (GO): DNA binding; RNA polymerase II general transcription initiation factor activity
Source: RefSeq, a predicted model, not a curated record